AGCGCGGCGCCUUGCGGAGACGCUGAGGCAGCUCUGCCAGGGAGCUAGCAGCUACACGGAAAAGGCGAAAUAAUCGCUGAGAGGAGCAGAAAUCCUCCAACUGCCGCGUUGUUUUCAGUGAUGUAGAGAGAAAGGACUGAGUUGCGCUUUAAUAAAACAGCAGGACCCAUGACCCUGACACGAGGUUCCUUCAGCUACUCCAAUGGCGAGGAGUACCAUGGCGAAUGGAAAGAAGGUCUGCGUCAUGGCCUGGGUCAGCUGACCUUCAGCGAUGGGACGUGCUACACUGGACAGUUUGAGAACGGCCUCUUCAAUGGCUGCGGGGUGCUGGUCUUCCCCGACGGCUCCAGGUAUGAAGGUGAAUUUGUGCAGGGCAAAUUUCAAGGCGCCGGCGUGUUUACUCGCUUCGAUGGGAUGAGAUUCGAGGGCGAGUUUAAAAGCGGAUGUGUGGACGGCUACGGAGUGCUGACGUUUUCGGACGGAGGCCCCGGUGGCGGCGGUGGCAGCCAUGAGGGUCUGUUUGAGACCAGCCAGUUGAUGAGGAGGGAGAACAGCCAGGGAGCCGUGCAGAGAGCGCAGGCAGCAGCCGCCAAGGCCCGAGCUCUGGCCAUGUGACCUGGACUACAUCACCCACAGUGCCCCACUACCAAGAUAAUCCUCCCCAUCAUCAUCCUCUUGGUUUGAAUAGCUGAUAAUGUUAUUUAUUAAGAGAUUUCAUUCUUUUCUACAGUUUUUUCUCAUUCACUUUCUUUGACUGCUGUAAUUUAGCAUGCAGUGGAUUAUUUUUUAAGAUUUUGUAUAUUUUAUUUUUCAUUUCUGAAACGUGCAGUAUUCCCUGGAGCAACAUGAGUGACUCCAGUCAGCUGAUAUGUGUUCACUGGAGAUAAUUCUCUUUUAUUGCGUCCCAUUUGAAAGCCACUGAUUUAGGAUCAGCUGAGCCAAACACAGAUCAACUGCUCAAUCAACACACUGGUGCUAAAUCUGCUUCAGGCUCAGCUAACCUGACAAAACACAACUCUGGAUUCAAAAAUGCAUACAGACGUUUUCCAGUAAACACUGAUUUGGUGAUUUAAAAAAAUCUGGGUUUAAACCUGAAUACAUGUGGUUAAUUUAAGUUUAAAGCAGUUUAGGGGUUUGAUUGCAUUUUUACAUCACCAGUUUGUAUCUCUGUAUUUUUAAAUCUGUUCAUCAGAUCUGAAUCCUUUCAUAUCCCUGACUGAAUCCCUUAUUGAUUCUAAUUAGGUUCAGCUUUUAACAUGUUCAAGUAAUUAAAGGUAAAUAUAACUAAAACUCAAACAAUCAUUCAAGAUCUGUAAUUAUCUUUUGUUACGUGAGAAGGAAGUUGGGUCUUUUCUAGCAGUCUUAUUAAUGUCUACAACCUAUAGAUACAACCUGAAAAUGAGAUGAGCUGCAGAAAAUGUUGAUUAAAGGUGUCUGAAAAAAAACAGCUGUAGCUUACCCUUUUAGUGCGCCUUAUUAACAAGCUCCAUGCAGCAACUUGUGGAGGUCCCAAAGUUAAUAAUCUUAACAUAUUGAUAUGACACACAAAAGAAGUAAAAACAAAUAUGACUACUUAAAUUGGAGUGACAAUAUGCGUGAGAUUUAAUUUCAUUUAAUUUGUAGUGAAUUUUGGACUCUCUCUGUCUUUGAGGGACAAAUAGACUCAGCUAAAUUUACUUUCACUUCUAAUCAAAAUAUAUUUUAAAGGAUCAGUGUGAAGGAUUUAGUGGCGUCUAGUGGUGAGGAUUGCAGACUGCAGCCAGCUGAAACUUCAGCCAUGUGCUAAGUGUGAACUCAAGAUUAGCGUUCAUUGUUCAGGAGGUUUUACUGGGACCUGAAUUAUCCGCAGAGGUCUCUUCCUCUCCAAAACAAACAGACCUGGUGAUGUAAACUGGUAAAAACACUAAAGCCCCGUCUACAUGUACACAGAUAUUUGUAAAAAAUUUAUAUUUUCCUCUACAUUUUGGCCUCUUGUCCACACGCAAACAAAGUUUAGGUGUGUAUCUGUAUGGACAUGUAAAACAGAGCAUUAAGGAAACAAUUAUGUCAUUAUUUUAAUUCGUAUUUGGUCCACCUCAGCAUCUGCGUUUAAUUUAUACUCCCUUUACAUACGAAAAUAGAUACGUCCGUUUCAAAUGUUGUAAACAUCAAACUCAAACUUCCAUAUGUCCUUUAUGAUGCCAUAGAUACAGCCAAUAGAUGGCACUAGAGGGCAGAGUCAAAAGUUUCAGACAACAGCAAAUGCGGAGACAGUGAAAGAGGUCGUAAUGUUGUACCUUUAAACAGAGGCAGUGUUGUAGAUGGCAGAGGUUUGUGCAGCCAUGUGACGUUACAUCCUGACAUGUGGAUGGAGAAUUCUUUCAGAACUAAAUGAAGAAAGAGUACGGAAAGAAGACUCCGUAUGUCUCUGUCUCCAUAUCUAAUGCUGAGCAUCUAUGAGCCCUUAAAGAAACAACAGUUUUGGGAUAGGAUCAGUCGGAGCAGAUGGUGGGACGCUAGAGUGGGAUUAUUGUUGAUAAGGAGUGGAAGGAAAACUUUUACAUGUCCAGAGCAUCACACGUAUCUUUUGAGUAAACGGUAAUGAGAUCUCCAGUUUUGAAAAAGGCAACGUUAGCCUGUUUAGUGUCAAGAUACACUGCUGAAGACAGCUAACGCCAGCGAGUGUUUGGAGUCGUUUUUGCGUUGUAGUAUGGACAGAGAUAAUUUGUAAAGAAGUCUGUGUGGACAGAAUUAUUUUUUCAAGCGUAGGGGGGAAAUAUCAGUUUUAAAAAAUAUAGAAAUACGUGCCUACGGGCCUAGAUAAGGCAGUUUUAUGUUAAAAAUCAGAGUUUUCCCAACACUGUUCAGCUUGUCGCGCAGGGGCUGCUAACUACAGUGGCCUAUCCAGAGCCAGUUUCAGUUUUGUCCACUCUGGGCUACUGUAGAAACAUGGUGGUGCAAUCUGGCAGAUUCCAUUAACAAGGACCCGCUCUCUAUGUAGAAACGAAUAGCUUAUUUAUAGGGAACAAAGGAUGGUUGUUAUUUUCAGGCGAUUAUACACACCAUCUCCGUCAAUAUAUUCCCCUAAAUCCCACACACUUGACCUUUAACCUUCGAAUUGCCAAAUCAGUGUUUACUGGGUUUCCUGCCUUCCUCUUUAAAAAAGCAUGUGUUCUGACAUCUGACCUUAUUGGUGCUCUACUGCAGAAUUAAAUACAAACUGUUUAACAUAAGUUUGUGGAAUGUCAGAGGGGUGUAGAUCUUGGCUAAAGUAAAUGUGAGCAGUGUCUUUUGUUGUUUUCUUUCACUCAGUGCCGUUACAGCUCAGUCUGAUCACAGAUCAGCGGGAACAUCCCCCUCAGUGCCAACCACACAGUGCCAACAGGCCGCAGCUGGUCCAGAAUCAGUGGCUUGUCAUAAGCUGAACAGCGGAGGGUAAUGGGAAGCGUGACAGGCUGCAGUAAUGUGUGCAAUUUCUGUUCUGGAGGUGCAAUUUGAUAAUAACGUGCAAUUUGAGGCUGAAAGCAAGAUGCCCCCUUCCAGCGAGUUUUACAUUCAGAGAUGAGAAGCCGGCUGCUUCGUCUGCAGGAGAGGCUUUGUGGGUCAGAGAGAGGCAUGUCUGAUGUGACAAAUGACUCUCUGAACUGGAAGGGUUUCAUUCCAAAAAUUCAUGCAUUAUUCUCCAUAUGAAAUGUGAUAUUUUGCAAAAACACUUCCGUCUUGUAGGCAAAAGUAUAAAGGUCAUUUGUAAUUGAUAUCAGGAAUAUAUGAUGUGCUUUACCUAAAUGUCAGGAUUUACUAAAACAAGACUUAAUGAUUAUUUUGGAUGGGUUUUUUUUGUGUGUUUUUGAAAUGAAACUCUCGUCUGCUUUAUGCAGCUUUUUUUUUUCUUUCUAAAUGUAUUUUUCACAUCUUUGAUUAAUGAUGUCACUUUGGGUGUUAAGUGUUUGUGUUUGUGUAUAA
This is a messenger RNA of Epinephelus moara (kelp grouper), 3942 nucleotides long. It is a transcript of the gene morn4, whose product is annotated as MORN repeat containing 4. The transcript is spliced from 5 exons. The coding region runs from base 169 to 615 and encodes 148 amino acids. The record is from RefSeq and is a predicted model, not a curated record. Lineage: Eukaryota; Metazoa; Chordata; Actinopteri; Perciformes; Serranidae.